AUGGGAGACAAAAAUUAUAAUAAAAGAAAAAGAACUGAUUCUAGUUCAACCGAAAAUUCUGGUAGUAAAAAAAAUAAACGUGAAACCGGUGAAAAAAAAAUAGAAAAAAAAAAGAUCGAAAACGAAAAGAAAAAUGGUGAAAGAAAGAAUUCUCUUCCACGAAGACCUAAUGCUGACCAAGAGAACCAAAAUGGAUGUCGUUCUCAUAGUUCGUUAACCCGUCCCGGUGUAUUUUUGAAUUCUUACGAUUUGGUACUAGAACUGAAUACCUUUGCUAAACAAAGCAGUUCAAAACAAAAGAAUAAAAAAAACACUUAUUGUUAUACCAAAUUAUCAACAGAUUUUCAAGAUGAUGAUGAUGACUAUGCUGUUAUAGACAUCAUUUACCCAAGUGGUCAAAAAGAGAAGUUUGCUUUAGCAAGUUCAUCAAAAUUUGAAUAUGACCCUGUAGACGAAUUAUUUAGAUUUGUAGAAACGUUUAUUUUUUAUUUUAUUAAUAAUGGAGUUAAAGCAGAUGAUGAAGUUGAUGAACAUUCAGAUCCUAAGCCACAUACCGACAUCCAAAAACGUUUUACUUAUUCUAAAGAAGGAAGGAUUAGAAACCAAAAUUCAAUAUACAGGGACCUCCGAUCUUCUUUAAGAACCAAGCGUAAGGAUAAGUUUAUUGAAGCAAUAAAUAGCUUCAAUAGUCAGAUGGAUGACUUGGUUCAAAAUAAUGACUUAAAAUCGUUUCUUAAUGCGAGGAAACCUGAGAGUUGCUUUUUAGAAUUUAUAUUGGAGCAAAUAUAUGCUCGUUGCUGUAGUGAAACUGAUUUACCAAAUAUUACAAAGGCAAAAUCUUUUUCUGAUGCUACUUAUGGCGAAUUACAGUUUGCUCUUGUUGAAGAAAUGAUCCAAAAAGCAGGAAUCAAUGACAAUUCAACUUUUAUUGAUUUAGGAUGUGGUAUUGGUAAUAUAGUCAUUCACGUAAAUUCUAGGAUCGGGUGUGAUUCUUAUGGUGUAGAAUUUAAUGAAGCGCGAUUCGAUAUAGCAGAUAGACAAGUAAAUGAAUAUAAAGGCAGGAUGGCUUUAUGGGGUUUAGAUCAAACCGGUACAGUAGAAGUAAUGAAAGCUGACUUUCUCAAUUCGGAUUAUGUGGUCCGUUUAUUAAGGAAAGCAGACAUAGUUCUCACUAAUAAUUACGCAUUUACUUCAUCGACGAAUGAAGCCCUUACAAGAUUAUUCUUGGAUAUGAAGGAAGGAGCUAAAAUUAUAAGUCUUAAAGACUUCAGAACUGGUGCUAAUCGUAAUGGCCCGGAAUCGAUUUUAAAAGUCGCCAAGUAUUCUUAUCCUCCAGAUAGAAAUUAUGUUUCAUGGACCAAUGCCGAUGGCUGUUAUUUUGUUUCAACAGUUAAACAUAAUUGA
Messenger RNA from Funneliformis mosseae, 1404 nucleotides. The record is from the annotation of a GenBank genome assembly. NCBI's taxonomy places the organism in Eukaryota, Fungi, Glomeromycota, Glomeromycetes, Glomerales, Glomeraceae.